AUGUUGGUAACCGUGAACGUGGGUAAUGAUGCCCGCGACUCGAAUCCAUUGCCUGCACGCGCAUCAGCCGAACUGAGAAUUUGUUGUGCUGUUCCGAAACGUCUGUCGUUAGCGAUUACUCGUGAGCACAUAGCAAAUCUAUCGACUGCAUGUCCAACGAAUUCGAAUAUUCUGCUAAAGUCGAAACCAUCGAAACUGACGUUAUCAGCAUAUGGCAAAUGCGAGUCUGGAUCGAUGUGGUCUUCAUCGGAACGUAGAUUCGAUUCGAUUAGUGCGUUGCUGGUGGAGUAUAGCACUGAUGAACCGAAGUUGUUGACGGUUGAGAAGUUGUCGGACAGCGAUUCCAUAGAGGGU
Molecule: messenger RNA, 354 nt
Organism: Anisakis simplex (herring worm)
Lineage: Eukaryota; Metazoa; Nematoda; Chromadorea; Rhabditida; Anisakidae
Source: the annotation of a GenBank genome assembly